Neltuma alba is the source of this 1883-nucleotide messenger RNA. Its product is annotated as E3 ubiquitin-protein ligase At1g63170-like. The coding region runs from base 725 to 1657 and encodes 310 amino acids. NCBI's taxonomy places the organism in Eukaryota, Viridiplantae, Streptophyta, Magnoliopsida, Fabales, Fabaceae. The transcript is spliced from 3 exons. The record is from RefSeq and is a predicted model, not a curated record.
GAAGCUUAGACUGAGGAAGUUGGCCAACCGUUAGCUUCCCUCCAAAUCUUUUGGAUUCCCUUCCAAUCCAAGCAAUCCCUUCACCCCCUUAUUCUUGCUCACCUUCUUCACCUUCUUCUUCUUCUUCUUCAGUAUCUUGCUGCUGAAAAGUUUCAUACUUCUUUUCCUGCUUCAAAUCCCCCCUUUAAAAGCUUUCUGCACAGGCUGUUGCUGCUGAAAGUUUCUCACUUUUGUCUCUCUGAAGCAUCCCUUCUUGUUCUUCUGAUUCAUAUUCUUGAUCUCUAUCCCAGAAUUUUCCACCUGAAGUUGUCUGUGGAUUUUGUUUCGGCGGAAAGUUUCAUCUUUUUCAAAGUUUCCCUUCAGAAAAGUUCUUCAACUGAGCCAACGAUCCUGCUCUGAGAAUUCAAGACCUUAAAGUUCAAUUCUUUCAGCAGUUAGAAACUGAGGAUUUUUAAUGGGGAUUCCGACACAUCGCAGCUUGAGCUAUUUCUAGAAAGAUUCUCAGAACUCUGUAUCUACAACAAGCAAAUUUGGUUCUACGUGUAUGUCUUCUUGUCUAUUUUAAAUUACUUCGUGAGACUUCAAGCAGGCGUCUUCUCUGCAAUUUUGUAAUCCCACCUUCUGUUCUAAGAAUCAUAGAAGACUCCGUCCCUUGAACAGCCUGAUUUGGACUCUUUCUGAACCUACGGAUAAAAAAACCUAGGAAUUCUCGCCCUGUUCUGGAAUGAAUUCUGCAGAAGCAGAAGAUCAGACGUUGGAAAGUGUCAGAAACAGGUCACCUUCUGAUUCCUUCAUGAUUGGGAUGGUAACGAGGAUUUACAGAGCCAGAUGGUUCGUGUUCUUGAGGAAGGUCUUCCAGUACCAAAACGGGUCGAGAUCGGAUAUGGGGUCCAACCCGUUUAACUCUGCCACUUGGAUGAUGAUGGAGCUGCUGGCUUUGAUGGUACAGAUAACGGCGUCGUCGGUGACGUUGGCGAUUUCGCAGGAAGAGAGACCAGUUUGGCCGAUGAGGUUCUGGAUUUUAGGGUAUGAAGUUCUGUGCGUUGCUAGUUUAUUGCUGCUCAAUGGGAGAUAUCGCCUUCUUCAUUCGGAUCAAUCACAUGUUCUUAGCGUCUCUGAUUUGGAACAACAGAGAGGAAGUGAAGAGGAAGAAACCAGGAUGUGUGCGUUGAUGAACAAGUGCAAGAGUUCAGUGGAAGUGAUGUUUGGAAUAUGGUUUGUGAUGGGGAACGUGUGGGUGUUUGGUUGCGGCCAUGGAUCAAUCCACAGAGCUCCAAAGCUGCAUGUGCUCUGCAUCACCCUUCUUGCGUGGAACGCCAUAUCCUAUUCCUUCCCUUUCAUUCUCUUCCUUCUCUUCUGUUGCUUCUUCCCUCUUCUCGGUUCCCUGCUUGGCAAUGGCCGCCCAUUUCAGUUUUCUCCUUCCCCUGUUUCCCCUGCUUCUCAGCACCAAAUCUCUCUGCUUCCUUCUUGGUCCUAUGACCCUGCUUCUCAACACUCUCAACAACACCAAGAAUGCUGCAUAUGCUUGGCCAAAUACAGAGAGAAAGAACAAGUGAGAGUUUUGCCCUGUUCCCAUAUGUUUCACCAGAAAUGUGUAGACCAAUGGCUCACAAUUAUAUCCUCCUGUCCUCUCUGCAAACAGGGGAUAGGGAGGUAGAAAUAUAUCACACUCAACCCAACAAUGUCACAAUCCUCACUUGGGCUUGCCACUUUCAAAGGUUCCCUUUUUGUUUGUUUCUUUGUUCUUUUGGUUCACUUUAGUGCAAUGUACUUUAUUGGGGUUGCUUGUGUGAGUUUGAGCAUAUGCAUAAAAGCAUCUCACCAGUAACCUCUGUAAGCCGUGCUUCUACUUAAGAUUUUAUCCCCCUGUUUUACCAUUUACG